Messenger RNA from Microbotryum saponariae, 1336 nucleotides. The record is from the annotation of a GenBank genome assembly. NCBI's taxonomy places the organism in Eukaryota, Fungi, Basidiomycota, Microbotryomycetes, Microbotryales, Microbotryaceae.
AUGCUGCGUCGUCUAGGUCGCGUGUUCUCCACCACACCAUCAUCAAACACAUCGCACCUAAGCACUCAAGUAUCAACUAUGUCGACCGCAUCGGCCACGAACCAGCAUCUCGUCAACACAACGCCGGAAGAAUGGCGCAAGGCGAUCGCGGCCUUGCCGGCGCUGACCGAGACGGAGCAGCGCAUCCCCGCCAUCUUCCUCGCUCAUGGUCAACCCAUGUUGAUCACUCCCCCUGAGCUCUUAUCGGAUGAACGCAAAGCCAGUCUCGGCGAAGUGCAGGGACCUAAUGGUGCUGUAGGUCCCGCGACGUAGUACUCGAGCACUGAGCACUGAGCACGGCCAUCUCGGGGCGAAAUUUCUCGGGGCAAGUUAUCACUCACCAGCUCCCCCCCCCCCACCACGAUUCACAGCUUGUACAAUUCCUCAAGGACCUCGGACCGGCAUUGGUUGAAAAGUACAACCCCAAAGCCAUUGUUGUCUUGAGCGCGCAUUGGGAAUCCCGAGGGGGUGCGCUCGUCAGUGACUGGCAAGACGAGAACCCGCUUCUCUUCGACUGUCAGUCACACGCACCAAACUUCACCUUCACCGACAAGCGACGACUGACCAUCUCCUCCGUUUUUACAGACUUUGGUUUCCACCCGGCGUUGUACAAAGUCGAAUUCCAUUCCUCCCCCGACCACGCCCUCUCCGAACGAGUGGUGCACCUCCUCAAAUCCUCCAACAUCUCCGCUCGUCUCCUCGGACCUACCGAAAAACGCGGUGACGAUGGUCGAGGAUUCCGCAGCACAGGAUUGGACCAUGGCGUCUUUGUCCCCUUCAAACACAUGUUCACCGACAACUGCCCGAUCCCUAUCGUUCAAGUUUCGAUCAAUCAAUCCCUCCUUCCUCAAGAUGAAUACGACUUGGGAGCGGCUUUGGAACCUCUUCGCUCGGAAGGGGUCUUGAUCAUUUCAGGGGGUUUGACGAUCCAUACCUUCCAGGACUUCAAUGCCUUUUCGUUAUCGAAAUCACCGGAAAUUUACAAGGAGUUUGAGAAGAGUAUCAUCGAUGCGGCGGCGAUUGAUGAUCCGGUCAAGAGGAAGAAGGCUUUAUUCGAUACCGCACAGCAUCCGGGUUUCAGGAAGGCUCAUCCCAGGUCAGUGCAUUGGAUCGGGUGCCCGGUGGUGAAACAUUCAGAGAAGAUUCCCCUGACAAGACGAUUGAACUUGCGGUUGUUUAAAGGGAAGAGCACUAUGCGCCCAUUUGGAUCGCCGCCGGAGCCGCGGAUAAGCAAGGCGGGAAAGCGAGCACUCUGAUGGGUCAUCACGGAUGCAAGACGAUCGCCUUUGGUGUAUAA